CAAACACUGGUCACAACCCGAAAAAGCAUUUUACAAAUUGUUAAUAUAUUUAGUGUUGCUUAUUUACAAAAAAUAAAUAGCGUUGGCUUAGCUUUCUUCAAUGGAUCCCAAUUUGCGCAAUUUGAAAGAUUUUCUUACAUUAUACAACAAAGUGACGGAGCUGUGUUUUGGCCGAUGUGUUGAUAAUCUUAGCCAACGCGAGCUUUUUGAGCAGGAGGAAACUUGCGUGGACAGAUGUGUAACAAAAUUUGCGCGCUUCAAUCAAAACAUGAUGAAAGUUUAUGUUGAUGUGCAAACAAAAAUUAAUGCCAAGCGUAUGGAGGAGGCUGAAGACGCCGCUAAGAAGUUGGAGCAACAACAGCAAGAGGAACGCAUUAAAGAAUCAUUAAAGCAAAAAGAAGUGACUAGCGCCACUGCCUCAGUGCUAACCCCUGCUGACAAUACCUCCGGCAAUCUGACCAUGUAGCAGCAGUCUGCGG
Drosophila busckii is the source of this 479-nucleotide messenger RNA. RefSeq names its product mitochondrial import inner membrane translocase subunit Tim10B. Lineage: Eukaryota; Metazoa; Arthropoda; Insecta; Diptera; Drosophilidae. Gene Ontology annotation, cellular component: mitochondrial intermembrane space chaperone complex. The record is from RefSeq and is a predicted model, not a curated record. The coding region runs from base 101 to 466 and encodes 121 amino acids. The transcript has 3 exons.